UUCAUCUUCAUUCAUCCUUGUUUUGUUUACAAAAUAUUUGCGAUUUUGAAUCGAAUCGAUCAAUAAUGUAAUUUUUAAUAAAAUUCCUAAAUAUAGGUUUACUUUAGAAACACAAUAAGUGAAAAUGAAUUUACUACCAACACAUGAAUUAAUAAAAUUAAUUUACCUUAUCGGGUAGUCAAUGAUGACCGAGUAUUUUCAGCGAGAUAUACAGUCCUAAAACUCAGUCAUGGACUCUGAUAAUGCAUUGGAGAAUAGCAUGUAUCAAGCUAUAUCUGAUCAAGCAUAUGAUGAAGUCAAUCAAUUAUUAUUGCAGGGUGCUGACCCUAACAAAGCAACAGUUCAUGGCAAAACAUGUCUUGGACAAGCCGCCUUCACAGGCAAUAUUAGGAUUCUUAAAUUAUUAAUCGAUUUAUCCACUGAUGGCAUACCAGUAAUAAAGAAAACCUCUAAGAAGCGCCAUGGAAAAUCUCAAAAAAGAAAACUAAGAAAUGAUGGCAAGAACAGUGAAACUGCAGUCAAAUUGAAAAACUUUGGUGACAGGAGAGCUAAAGAAGGUCUUAGUCUAGAUGAUAGCAGUGUAUCAAGGGAGGAACUUGCGACAUCUGAUAAAAAUCAGGGAUACUUUGUGUUUAUUCAUAGUGAGGGUUCAAGUAGUGAUGACAGCAGAGUACCUGCCUUGAAGUCCCCGCUGAGUCCCGCAACCCCUACCCCUCAGGGGGACCUAGAGUGGGACGAGGACAUCAAUACUGGAAGCAUUGCUCCCACCACCCGUGAAGACGAGACCUGGUCUUCUAUGUACAUGUGGUAUGCUGCAAUCCUGGAGAACACUGGUUCAGCAUUAGCUUCAGCAUCACUUAUUCCCGGUGGCAUCAACCAGCAAGAUGCCUUCAUGAGGACAGCACUACAUUAUGCUGCAGAUCAAGGGCAUACAGAGGCCGCCAAACUCCUUAUAGAUGCUGGCUGCAGAUUGGACGUGCAAGGGGGAGAUGGCUUCACCCCGCUGCACAUCGCUGCCUUCAGGAAUCACAAAGAAAUCACCAAACUGCUGGUGGAAGCUGGAGCAUUUGUAAAUUAUAAGAGCUAUGAUAGAAUGACACCCAUACACUUUGCCGCUAAAAGAGGAUAUUUAGAUGUAGUGAAACUCCUAGCCGCUAACGGAGCCUACCUAGAGGCGCGGGACGGCAGCGAGUGGACCCCACUGUACCAGGCGGCGCGGCGCGGACACGCCGACGUGGUGAGGUGUCUCAUCGACGCCGGCGCCAAUGUCAAUAGCGAAGAUGCGGAAGGUAGCACCCCGUUGUGUGUGGCGGUGUGGCAGGGACACACGGCCGUGGUGGAGACCCUGCUAGCCGCCGGCGCCAGGAUCAUACAUUCACAAAACCUGCUUUACAAUGCUAUUUUACAAAAUCACGAUGAUAUAGUUAAGAUGUUGUCAGUGGGCGGCGGCAUCAACUUGCACAAUGACAACGGCGACACGCCUCUAUUAUUCGCCGCUAGAUUGGGGCAGCCAGACACUGCACGCAUUUUACUUGAAAAAGGUGCAAACGUAAACUCCCGCAACAGUAUAACAGGCGCCAACGCUCUGCACACGGCCGUGGAGCACGUGAGCGACGCGGCCGAGUUCGAGGACCUGCUGGUUACCUUCGUGCGGCACGACAUCGACAUCAACUCCACCGCGCUCACCGGCGACACGGCCCUCAAUAGGGCCUUGUUGAUUCAGAAGGACCACGCGGCUCGACUCCUAAUUCAAUACGGGGCUGACGUGAACGCGUGCGACCUACUCGCGUGCGGGCUGGACAACCUCACGAUCGUGCGGCGCCGGUCGCCCGCGCUGGCCGACAUGCUGCUGAAGGCGGGACACGCCGCCCCGCCCCCCGACCCGCACGCGCCGCCCCCGCGCCCCGGCAGCGCCGCGCACUGGCUCUACCACGCCUGCAGGCAACCGCUAGCGCUCGCCGACAUAUGCAGAAUCAAAAUAAGAAAUAUGACCGAUAGAAAACAACUUUUCGAUUACAUUACGUUGUUGCCGUUGCCGAAGAGCUUACACAGGUUUUUGAUGAUGAAAGAUGAAGGGUUGAAUUGAUUUUGGAAGAAAGUAGGUAUCUAGUUUAAAUGUAAUCAUGGGUCUACAGGAAUUGUGGAUUUUAAUAUAUUGUGAAAUUAUUGGAAUUGUAAAAGAUAAAUAUUGUUAAGAGUUCCUUUAUUUAAUAAAGAUAAAUUCAAAAUA
Messenger RNA from Plutella xylostella (diamondback moth), 2230 nucleotides. RefSeq lists its product as uncharacterized. Gene Ontology annotation, molecular function: protein binding. Gene Ontology annotation, biological process: intracellular signal transduction. The record is from RefSeq and is a predicted model, not a curated record. Lineage: Eukaryota; Metazoa; Arthropoda; Insecta; Lepidoptera; Plutellidae.